AUGCAGCGGAGCCUUUCAGCUGCUGCGGCCACUGCCACGACUGUGCAGCCUCAGAGCAGCAGCAGCAGCAGCAGCAGCGCAGCAGCAGCAGCAGGAGCAGCGCGUCCUAGUGGGACUCCUCUAAAAGAGGAAACUGCAAACGCUGCUGCUGCUGCUCGGGUACCCGAGGAGCAGCCGAAUAGUCCCGCUUCUGGCGCAGCACACGCUGCAGCUGCUGCUGCUGCUGCUGCUGCUGAGCCUGUGCAGCAGCCAGAUGCGGGCUCACCAGCAGCAGCAACAGCAGCAGCAGAAGGCGCGCCAGUGGAUGAAGCUGCCUACGAAGAAGUGCAGCUGAGGGAAUUGGAAUUUGAUGCUCUUGAGUCUCUCUUCGUUUAUCCCUGUCCUUGUGGGGACCUCUUCGAGCUGCCUCUCGCAGACCUGCAAGCAGCAGCAGCAGCAGCAGCAGCAGCAGCAGCAGCAGCAGCGGAGUCGGGUUAUAGUGGCUUUGCCCUCGCCUCUUGCCCCUCCUGUUCUCUUAAUCUGAAGGUGUUGUUUGACCAGCAGCAGCUGCAGGAGCUGCAGCAGGAGCUGGGGCUCUCGCUGCUGCCGGAGUGCUGCUGA
Eimeria tenella is the source of this 600-nucleotide messenger RNA. Its product is annotated as CSL zinc finger domain protein, putative. Lineage: Eukaryota; Apicomplexa; Conoidasida; Eucoccidiorida; Eimeriidae. Bases 1 to 600 code for a protein of 199 amino acids. The record is from RefSeq and is a predicted model, not a curated record. The transcript has 2 exons.